UCAUCGGUUGUAGUCGUGAAGUGAAAAUGUGUUUAGAGGCUUAAAUCCUCGUAUAAACUGUGAAAGAUGAAAAGUAGCCCCACUCGUAAAUAUGAACAUUUCUCCGAUCAUCGUGGGAAAGAGUCUGACAAGUACUCUAUAGACAGCCAGGAUACGGCAAGUCUGCAUUCGAACGCGGAGGAGGGCGGUGGCAGACGGGGGCAGAGGGACAUGAGCGUGGGUGCUGGCGACAUGUGGAUCAGCGCUGUCGAGAGUUCCAUACUCAGUUGGGAGGAGGUGGCUGAGCGUCUCCAAGUAGACGUAAGGCGUGGUCUAACAUGGCGGGACGCGAACGAUCGGAUGAACUUCGUGGGGCCCAACGAGUUCCAGGUCAAAGAACAGGACCCACUGUGGAAGAAGUACAUCGAGCAGUUCCAAAAUCCUUUGAUAUUGCUUCUGUUGGGUUCCGCAGUGGUCAGCAUCUGCAUGAAGCAGUUCGAUGACGCGGUGUCGAUCACGGUGGCCAUCAUGAUCGUGGUGACCGUGGCCUUCGUGCAAGAGUACCGCUCCGAGAAGUCGCUCGAAGAACUCAAUAAACUUGUACCUCCGUCAUGCAACUGUCUCCGCGAAGGUAGUCUCGAGCAUUUCUUGGCGAGGAAUCUUGUUCCUGGCGACAUCGUACAUCUUAAUAUUGGAGAUAGAGUGCCGGCUGAUCUGCGCCUGUUCGAAUCCUCGGAUCUGGCCAUCGACGAGUCAUCGUUCACAGGCGAAACCGAACCUGCUACCAAGAGUGUGCUGCCAAAUAAAGCUUCAGCGGGCAGAGUGAAUAAGGACAAUAUCGCGUUCCUGGGCACUUUGGUCAGAUGUGGUAAUGCUAAGGGUAUUGUCGUAAGUACCGGCGAGCGAUCCGAAUUCGGUGAUAUAUUCCGUAUGAUGCAAGCUGAAGAAGCGCCGAAGACUCCCCUGCAGCGGUCAAUGGACACUCUUGGCGCUCAGCUGUCCCUCUACAGCUUCUGUAUCAUCGGCUUCAUCAUGGUGGCUGGCUGGGUGCAAGGGAAGGCUAUACAGGAGAUGUUCACCAUUGGAGUCAGUUUGGCGGUAGCUGCCAUUCCUGAAGGUCUACCGAUAGUGGUUACUGUGACAUUGGCACUGGGGGUCAUGCGAAUGGCGAAACGUAACGCGAUCGUCAAGAAGCUGCCCACAGUGGAGACUCUGGGUUGUGUCAACGUUAUAUGCAGCGAUAAGACAGGAACUCUGACAAAGAACGAGAUGACAGUGACAACGCUAUCAACAUCGGGCGGACAUAUCGCGGAGGUGAGCGGGUCGGGCUACAGCUCGCGGGGGGAGGUACAGUUGCGGGCCUACAAGGGUCGCCACUUGGACGUGGCGCGCGCGGCCGUCACCAACAUGCUGGAGGUGGGCGUGAUAUGCAACAACGCGAACAUACGAGACGAUAUGUUGUACGGGCAGCCGACAGAGGGCGCGCUUCUUGCGUGCGCGUACAAAAACAAUAUGGAGGAUUUACGUGACAGAUACACCAGACUGAACGAGAUACCCUACAAUUCCGAAACGAAAAUGAUGGUUGUGAAGUGCGCACCGAAGUACGGCGAGAGCGGGUCGGAGCAAGUGUUUGUGAAGGGUGCGGUGGAGAAGGUACUGCCGCUGUGCACGCAGUACGUGGACAGUGCGGGGAACUACGCGCCCAUGACCAAGGAGAAACAAGGAGAGUUCCUCAACGAGGCCUAUAAUAUCGCCAGAAUGGGACUAAGGAUAAUCGCAUUGUGCCGCGGGAACAAAAUAGAAUCUCUAACAUAUACCGGAGUGUGCGGCAUCUGCGACCCGCCGAGGGAGUCCGCUCGGACGGCCAUCGCGGCGUUGCGGAGGGCUCAGGUCCAAGUUAAAAUGGUCACGGGUGAUUCUGGGCCUACUGCGCUUGCUGUCGCACAAAUGGUGGGGCUUGACGUGCUGCACUCCCAAGCCCUGUCCGGAGAACAGUUGGACACGAUGACAGACGAGCAGUUGGACGGUGUCAUUGAUACCGUUAGCGUGUUCUACAGAGUGACACCGAAACACAAACUGUCCAUUGUUAAGUCGCUGCAGAGACUCGGAAAUAUUGUUGGGAUGACAGGUGACGGGGUGAACGACGCCGUUGCUUUGAAGCGAGCAGACAUUGGCAUCGCAAUGGGAAGGAACGGGACAGACGUAUGCAAAGAGGCAGCCGACAUGAUUCUUGUGGACGACGACUUUGCUACCAUCAUCUGUGCCAUAGAGGAGGGCAAGUGCAUCUUCUACAACAUCCGCAACUUCGUUCGCUUCCAACUGUCGACGUCCAUCGCCGCGCUGUCGCUGAUCACACUGGCCACACUCAUGGGCAUUCCCAACCCGCUCAACGCCAUGCAGAUCCUGUGGAUCAACAUCAUCAUGGACGGUCCCCCCGCGCAGUCCCUCGGGGUGGAGCCGGUAGACCACGAGGUGGUGCGGCGCAGACCUCGCGACACGUCCCGCCGCAUCAUCUCUCGCUCGCUGCUGCUGUCCGUGCUGCUCUCUGCAGCCAUCAUCAUCGCCGGCACUCUGUGGGUCUUCAACAGAGAGAUGUCAGACAACAAGAUCACGCCCCGCGACACCACCAUGACGUUCACUUGCUUCGUGCUGUUCGACAUGUUCAACGCGCUGUCGUGUCGCUCGCAGACCAAGUCCAUAUUCCAAGUGGGGCUGUUCUCGAACAAAAUGUUCCUGAUCGCCGUAUCGCUGAGCCUGGUGGGACAGAUGCUCGUGAUAUACUUCCCGCCGCUGCAGAGGGUGUUCCAGACGGAGGCGCUCACAGCCAAUGAUCUCAUAUUCCUAGUCUGCUUAACGUCAAGCGUAUUCAUAGUGAGCGAAGUUAAGAAGGUUAUCGAGCGCGCUCUCAAGAAGCGUUCACUCGCAACGUUCUCCACUAAGGCACAUGACGCGAUGGACUUCGUAUGACAGGAGCCGGAGACUAAGGUGGAGUAGGAUGUCAGUCUGACAUGUGUCAGUGCGACUUACGUCAAUCUGACAUCUGUCAUACCGGUUAGGUCAAACGGUGGUGUGGACUGUGACCGUGGGCGUUUGACGAUAAGUGUUUCGGGUCAGAAUUAUGUAAAGGACAACUGUCACGAUGACAGCUGUCAGUGUGACAAGACUGAAUGAUGUAAACGAACAGCAACGCCCCAUUGUGUGGCUAGGGACUCCCAGUAUUUGUAAAUUAUUUUAUUUGUUGUGUGUUUUGUGAUUUAAGUGUAAUUAGAUGGAUUUAGUUUCUUAUACGCUUAUUUUGAUAUUAAUUUUUUAUUAUAUUUGUUUGUGAAACAGUGUUUAAGUAAUGUUUAAGAUUUAGAAGUACAGCUCCGCAUUUUAAGUGUUUCGCUUUAUAUUUAGUUGGUACGAACAAAUAUUCGCCGUGUUUUUGCCAAAUACAUUAACAUGUUGUACAACUAAUCUUCGAACUUUUUUUUAUAAUUUGAGUGUAAACCUGAUGACUGUUUGUACUAUGAUUAUUCUCUUUAUAUUCUUUUACACCAGGAACUCUUUCUAUACGUUGAACCUCUUUGGGACGAAGGCCUCCACAACUUUUUUUUACGUUAACGUUCCCUUAAUUCCUUUAGUACAUAUUGUUUGUCCACAACUAGAAAAAAAUGUAUUAAAGUUCUGCAUUUCAAUAUGUGGAAUGUUAAAUUCCAUAUCCCUAUAAUAGUACUGAAUAAGAUAUAUACAAGUACCAAACUAAAAAUACAAAAUCCCAUAAAUGGAUUGCAAAAAGGGAUCACGAAAAUAUUCCAUAGAUCCUGAUUGGGAGUAACAUCGCGUCCAGAAUUGAACUUUUGUGUUCGGGAAUGGAUUGCAAUAUCUUAAAUCGCCAAUUAAAAUCGAAUUGGCUGUAAGUCUAAUAUAUAUUACAAAACCUGCUUAGGUAGAAGUUCUUCAUAGAUCGCAAAACUAUUUAAUUAACUAGUAUUUUCUCGCAUCUUCCUUGAGGUUCAACUUAAGCCGGCUCCACACGUUACGAAUGACGGCGAUAGAAAACAAUGGAACGAAAAAGAAAGAUCAUGUAUUGUGACUUUUGAGACGAGUGGUAUUGAAAGAAAGGACCGUUAUCUGAUUGUCAUUCAUUAACGUUCUUUGUAUCUGCAAAUAUUGGUAUUUAUUUUUGUCAUUUCUCUUCUCGUGCGAUAUUUGCUCGUUAAUCAACUCAGCGCUUCGGCUACCAUUUACAUGUAGUAGAAAAUAACUAAAAUUAAAUAGUAAAUAGAAUGACUUAUUGAAUGUUACCUGGCACAUCUAAUAUAAGAACAUCGGCACGUAUUAAUAAAAUGAAAUACACAUAGAUUUUAUCUGUGCUGUAAGUAUUCUAAGCUUUUUCCAAAAUAUUUCAAAAAAUUAUAAGUCUUCUAACUUAGAUAAUUUAUACGUCUAGAUAGAGCCUCUUGCUGCUAGAUAACCGAUGAAAACAGGCCAGUUUUAUUAUUUUAGUGUGCGUGACAAGCUACGUAUUACACUCGCGAUUUGUAUGUCAUUUUGUGCUAGUGUGUCUGUCACAGUUUAUCUAGACGUAUAAAAACUAAAUACUAAAAAAAGUUUAUGGAAAAUUUAAUUAAACUUUUCUAGCACUCUAAUUACCGCUAUCUGCGGCGAAGGGAUAAAAUUUAUAUGACUUAACGACACACGGGCACAUUUACAGGCAAGAAAAAAAGUAAAAAAUGUUCUUGCCUAAGUAUGACACUGUAAAGGACAUCGCUGGUGUUGUGUGCUUAUUACCUAAGGAGAAUGUGGCCAUUUAACAGCCUUAAUAGAAAUUAAUAAAAAUCAAAUCAAAAGUGGAUGUGAUACCUCGGAAAAUAUUAUUUAAGGCACCAAGCGGGUGGAGUCCAAGACGAGGCAGACCAUAUUAUAGAUAUUUAGUGGUGGAUUUGCCGAAGUUUAGAAACGCAUGGUAAAUGAUAGGCAAUCAACUUAAAAGAAAUCCGUUUAUUUUUCUAUAUUUCUAAUUAUUAGGGUAUUCUUUUUACAUUAUUAUUGAUUAUAUAAUUCAAAAUAUAUCGAGAGACGAAACACGAUUACAAUAAACUUUCUCGAUAAAAAGAUCACCAAAAAAACCUUUGCGCGAAGCCUACUGCCGUCGUACUAAUAACACGCAACAUUUAAAGUUCGAUUUUAGUUUGGUGCACUUCUAACCUAAUAGUCUAAGAGACCGUGAACCCCACACGACGUAAGUAAAAUUAUAAUUUCAUGGACAUUAAGGAUGUCUGACAAGGGGUUGACACGAUGUUAAGUGCCUGGCAACGAAUAACGUGAUUUUUAAUAAUAUUCUGAAGGUAAUACCGAAAAAUCGCACUUUUUUUGAUGUUUUAAGAUCGGUAUUUUACACACCUUUAGUACCGUUUUUACAUAAUAGUCCAGAGUUCUUACCUGUGUUGGGAGCAUGCGCUGACAAACUUUCAGCUUUUAUAAAAUAACGUAGGUCUGGGGUUCACGGGCUCUUGUUCUAUAACUUGAGGGCCGCUCCGAACAUAGCCACAGGUAAGAGUUGUCAGCACUUUCGUUCAUAUAUAGAGCGAUGUUCAGUUCAGUUUUCACUGGGAAGAGAAAGCCUUAUUGUCCUCUAAAAAGCUUGGUGUUAGUGAGGCAGUAUGUCAAGCCAUCGCCUGCAGCUCCAAAAUGCCCAAUUUUGGCCUCACAUUAGUAUUGUUCUCACCUCUCGCCCUUCCGUACCAUCUUCUUCCAUUUGACCGUAUACUAUGAAGAGCGUCAUCUCCGAUCGGCUUGAUUCUUUGGCAUUGCGUAGAAGGUGUAAGUUGCUCUGCAACUUCUUGCCUCGCACAACCACUUCUCUGUGGAAUCAAUUACAGGCUGCAGUUUGCCACAGUUUGUCAUUGUUUGACACAGCAGUCAAAAACACGGCUAAGGCUAAAUGUAUGGCUAAGUGUAUCUACGAGGAGUUAAAUAGGUAUAUAAUUACUUACUAUUUAGAAUGAUUGUAAAGUAUUUAUUACGACACUUAAUUGUAGAUGAUAAGGUAAAGGAGUGUUUUUUUUUUUUAUUUAAUUCUGGUCCAGGUAUUUGUAAGUUAUGUCAAGAAUAAACGUAUAUUUCCUAGAUUUAUGGAAAAGUAUAGUUUAUCUGAUUAAAUCAAGGGUAAUCAUUCUAUUAUACAAUGACAAUGAUUUUUAUUUUAUUUUGAUGUUUUUGAAUGAAAAUGUAUUUUCGUUUCUUUUGUUUUAUAAUCCAGUUGACAUUGACGUUUGUUUAUAUUGUCUUUGGCGGAUACAAAAAUUUAUAAAACCGAUCACUUAGAUAUUCAGCUGUGGAGUAGUAGGAUUUACGAUAGAGCCAUUUUUUAAUAAAACAUUAAAAUUUAUUUAUAGAUAAAACCUGAACAGUUGUUUAGAAAAUCCUAGAAAAUGUUCAAAACAAAUGUAUUACGAAAUUCUAUAGACUUAUUAAAAAACGUGUGUAUGGUAAAGGUUACUAUAACAUAUAUGAGUUUCGUAAUGAUAUGACCAUCAGGCUAUUAAUUGAUAAAUUUUAUUCUACGAUUUUACAUUGUAACCAAAUUUUUAUAUAAAAAAAGAAGUCCGCUGAGUUUCUUGCGCCCGUUCUUCAAAGGUCUGAGGCAUACCUUUUCGAAUGGGCGGUAGUUUUUGACUUUCAAUGAGUGAUUAUAUCUUAUUUUGAAUAAAAAUAUUUGAAUUUGAAUAGUUAUUCAAACUGUACUUUAAAUUUAUGUGGAUGUUGUAUGAUACUUUCCAGUUUGCCUUUUUGCUCUUCGUCUUCUUGCUUAUGUUCGCGAAACUUUAGCUUAAUAUAGCAUAUAAUGCUUUACAUCAUACUAGUUGUUUACUAUACAUAUAUAUAUACUUCAAAUGUUAGCUAAUACAUAAUAUAUAGUACCUAUAUUAAAUAUUUUGGUCCUAGACCGCUAUAUGGCAGCCUAAUAAAUACUACGAAUAUUAUCACUUCUUUAAUAGUAAUAAGUAUCAAAACUCUUAGGUUUCUCUAAAAAUGUAUCAAAUAUGCUAACCAUUUAAAUGUUAUUAUUGUGACUGGGGCAUGUGGUUGUAAAAUUUAACAAUAAGACCUUUAUGAUAAUUAAUGUAAAUUGUUUUAUAUUAAAUACUUUUGAACUGGCAAUUAUAAUAUGCGCUUACUUAUAUGUAUGCUUAGGUACACUAGUGAGGUCAAUGUCUUCAAAUUCAUUCUACUGCACCAUCAUAGUUGCACUAUAGUAAUUUUCUUCGACAAAAGUCAGUUUUAUUUUAAGCCCUGUUCUUUCAUAUUAAGGUUGAAAAUACUACGUGUAUAUCUUGUUUGUGAUUUAAAUCCAUAUCGAUUUAUGAACUUUUGUAUAAUGUAGCGUUUGUAUACAUUUCUUACCUAUUAUAUAAUAGUAGAAUAAAGAUAAGAUUUUAUCAUUGUUUAUAAUUAGAGAGUCUCUUACUCACAGAGACUAACUUUUGGUCUCGCACUUUGUAAUAAAGCUUACAGUUUUUCAGAUAUAUAAUAUGAUUUCUUUUUUCGAAGUACCAACGUAAUAAUUCGUGCCGAGUGAUUGCGUAAUAGCCUCAAUAUUAAUCUGGACCGGCAAAUAAAACUGUUCUGUUCUACAUAAUUGUUGGGACCUUCUACUGCGCAACUAUUAUCUGUGCCAGCUAUGUGUUGAGCUAUAUUUCAGUUUAUGGAAUUCUUUAUUCCCAUUAAGACAAAAAAGUCACUUACAUGAGAAAUAACUUAAAUAAUAAAUAAGGCUAGUAUUAAUUACUUAUCCGGUAUGAAUAUGUGGUUAGUAUAAAGAAUAAGUGGUUAAUAAUAACAUAUAGUUCAAUAAUCUAGUGUGAGGACACAGUGAUAUAUCACAAUAGCAAAUGACUUCUAACAAAUACAGUAAAUGAGUAACAAGAUUAUUAGCAAAAUAGUUGAUACAAAGUAACAAUCAAGACAGGUUCUUGGGUUGUGGUACAAGUUAUAUGCAAUUUAAUUUUUAACAAUUUAAGUAUUAGAAACAGAUAAGCAUCGAUCCAUAGCAACCUAAAUAUCAACACAGUAAAAGAGGAAAUAAGGAAUAUCAAUAUUUAAUACAAAAACCAACUGAAGGCCCACCCAAACCAAUUUGCUGUGCAAUUAAGCUUUCUUCCUGAGGCAAUGCGCAGGCUGAAAAGACGGCAUAUACUAUCAUGCCUGUCUAGCCAUGAUGAAAUAUAGAGAAAUUCCUAAUUAGGAAAUAAUCUGCCAACAAUCUCAGAACACAUCUGUUCAUAGUCUCUCGACUGAUUGCAUGAAAAAAUAAAAAUGAAAAAAGCAGAUAAUAAUAUUUAAAUAAAACGCUGUUUAAAGGAUUAACUGUCGGCCUGUUCCAAUAACAACGCGAGGGGAUUAUUUGAAAACACCUUAAAGGCCGCUCUUGCGAUUACUCUGAUAAAGAUACAGUUAAAACAUUGGUUGAGGUGCUCACUUAGAAUCGGGACCGGAAUUAGUCCUCCAAGAAACAAAUACCUAUACCAUUAUAAUGGUUUUUAAUAAAACAAAACAAACGUUUAUGUUUGUGACAUUAUUGCAGUAAAAUUUUUUUUAGUUACUCCAACCCUAUUUCUUUAUAAAGGAAGCUAUAUAAUAAUUUUAACUGCUAAAUGGCCAUACUUUGCAUACAUCACAAAAUAGUUAUUUAUGCAACAGCUGUUGUGUAAUAAAGGGUAUUAAAACACGAAUGUAUAAUAAUAGUUUUACAUUAGUGUUUUUAGUACCUAAUUAUCAACAGUUGCAUAUAAGACUUUAUCUACACCCAGAAUAUGAAUCCUCUAAAAGAUUCUGAAACAGUUAGCUUACUGCUAGCAUUUAUAUACAAAUAAGCUAAGUAUUAAUGAAAGAAUCAUUUAUUUUAGUAAUAAUUUAUUUUGUAUAGUGCAAUUAUUAAAAUUCACUUGAAUAUUAUGUUCUUUGCAGCGUUUAAAAUAUCUGUCGGUGUGCUGUCAAAACUUGAAUCGCUCAUUUUUUGUAAAGAAAACAAUAAAAAAAUCAAAGAAAAAUAGCAGGUAUUAAACCUACUUUUUUACGGCGCGCGUCGUUCUGGUAUUGUAGAACGCGCGUAAACUAUUCUGUUUUUGAAAUUCAUACAGAUACCACGCAUUAAGCAAUAAGAAUGUCGCUGUCUAUUGAAAGUCGUACCGCAUGAAGGUAUCGAAAUAAAAACAAAGAGUGUAAGAAACAAUUCAAUACUGUUGUACAUACAAACAAGUGUUGUAAUAUUUUUCAACACUCGUUUGUAUGAUGUAAUGGUUAUUAGGACAUUGGGUGUUUUUUAUGUUGGCAAUAAGCUAACUGUUUCAGAAGCUGUACUAGAGGAUUUAAACUUUAAAGCAUAGGGGUGUAGAUAAAAUAAUUAACGGAUCGCGUCUGCAGUUUUCUUUAGUGGACUGUAAACUAUAACGGUAAUACACUUAUGGCCAUUUUAAGUUAAUGGUUUUUUAUAUUAUUUUAAUAGCAUAAUUGUUAUACAUAUUUAUUAUACUAUAGAUAGAAAAUUAUUCACUAAUCCCAAAUGUUUCGGCACAAAUUAUAAAAACGAAAUCCUUUCAUAUUAUCUUUCCUAUGUGUAGAGUUAGAUCUAAAAUUUAGAGAUAAAUUGUUUGUUUUUUUUUAAGAAAAGAUAAAUCAACCUCUAUCCCAAAUUAGUAUACUUUUAGAUAUUAUUUAAUUAUGAAGGUCAGAUCUAAAUAAAAUAUUAUAUUACUAACUAUAUCAAAAAUCAUAUUAUGUAAAGCUAUAUAUGUUUAUGUCUUAGAUUAAGGAUUGGUCAAAGAACAAUAGCUUUUUUUAUUACGGCAACUAUUUGAUGCUUGUGUGCGUGGCGUCUUGACACUCAAUGGCACUUUUCAUAUUAUGUAGCAUACGCUUCGUGUUAUUCAGCAUUGAAAUAAAAA
This is a messenger RNA of Leptidea sinapis, 9911 nucleotides long. RefSeq names its product calcium-transporting ATPase type 2C member 1 (gene SPoCk). The transcript is spliced from 19 exons. Gene Ontology annotation, cellular component: plasma membrane; endoplasmic reticulum; Golgi membrane. Gene Ontology annotation, molecular function: ATP binding; ATP hydrolysis activity; P-type calcium transporter activity. Gene Ontology annotation, biological process: intracellular calcium ion homeostasis; manganese ion transport; calcium ion transmembrane transport. The record is from RefSeq and is a predicted model, not a curated record. Lineage: Eukaryota; Metazoa; Arthropoda; Insecta; Lepidoptera; Pieridae. The coding region runs from base 67 to 2946 and encodes 959 amino acids.